CAAUACCCAAAGUAAAUGAUCAGUUACUGAGAUUUAUACUACCCCUCGCGAUCUGUAGGCUAUUCACACUCAUGGUUUCCAUAUUCUUUACUCAUCUAAUCUCGUCCGUCAGUCUAACCUUGUUUUAGGUGUUAUUAAAUGUCAAUCACUCUAGCCUACACAACACUUGACUUACUCGCUCGCAGACACCUUCAACACCCCUCCAUGUGCAUGUGUUUGUAUGCGAGUCCUAUGAGUUUGUGUGUAGCAACAUUUUGAAAGAUGGCACAAUAUUGCUUACAUUUUCAUAGUUACGAAGAUUAUUACUGCACAAACACUGAUUUUGUUUAAAUCCAGUCUGAACUGCUCUCCAAUAGGAACGCAACCACUAGGGGCCUAGGUUUUCACUUUACAUAGGAAGGUGCUAUUGCUCAUGAUCAACGCAGGACAAAUAAAAACGAAAGUAAUGUUAACCUUAGCCAGGAAGGUUUUAACGACUGCAUGCAAGAACGUGUCCAUCGUUUUUCUAUGAGGUGCUUCCCCUGCUUCUGUCAACACCUUUUAAUGGGGUAGCAGAAGUCGACCCCCAGAUCUGAAUGGUCCACAUGGCUGCUAAAAACACACAGACCAGUGUCUCCAGUGCCCAGCUGUGUGUCUCUGAAGAGUGACUGGUCUAUGAUGGAUCCUCCCAAUUUCAGCAGUGAACCACCACAGUCUGAUCCAAAACCCAUGGCACACAGACCAGUGUCUCCAGUGCCCAGCUGUGUGUCUAUGAAGAGCAACUGGUCUAUGAUGGAGCCUCCCAGUUUCAGCAGUGAACCACCACAGUUUUAUCAAAAACCCAUGGCACACAGACCAGUGUCUCCAGUGCCCAGCUGUGUGUCUAUGAAGAGCAACUGGUCCAUGAUGGAGCCUCCCAGUUUCAGCAGUGAACCACCACAGUUUUAUCCAAAACCCAUGGCACACAGACCAGUGUCUCCAGUGCCCAGCUGUGUGUCUAUGAAGAGCAACUGGUCUAUGAUGGAGCCUCCCAGUUUCAGCAGUGAACCACCACAGUUUUAUCCAAAACCCAUGGCACACAGACCAGUGUCUCCAGUGCCCAGCUGUGUGUCUAUGAAGAGCAACUGGUCUAUGAUGGAGCCUCCCAGUUUCAGCAGUGAACCACCACAGUUUUAUCCAAAACCCAUGGCACACAGACCAGUGUCUCCAGUGCCCAGCUGUGUGUCUAUGAAGAGCAACUGGUCUAUGAUGGAGCCUCCCAGUUUCAGCAGUGAACCACCACAGUUUUAUCCAAAACCCAUGGCACACAGACCAGUGUCUCCAGUGCCCAGCUGUGUGUCUAUGAAGAGCAACUGGUCUAUGAUGGAGCCUCCCAGUUUCAGCAGUGAACCACCACAGUUUUAUCCAAAUGUUCCGAGGAAUGUUCUGACCCAGGAUCAGUCCAGGUGUGGAGUGUGUGAGCAGCUACUGAGGGACCCAGUCAUCACCACCUGUGGACACAUUUUCUGCAGGCAGUGCAUCAGCAGCUACUGGAGCCAGUCUGGUCCAUCAGCAGACUACAGCUGUCCCCAGUGCAGAAAGAGAUCCAGAGCACAACCCUUUCUAAACCCUGACAUAACCAUGGCACAACAUCUGAUAUACCCACAUACAACCAUGACACAACCUCCUGUAUAUCCCCCUACAGCCAUGGCACAAUCUUCUCUCUACCAACACAGAGAAAUGGCACAGCUUCAUCUAAAGCCAUCUACUACCAUGGCACAAGUUCCUCCAUAUCCACACUCAGACUCGGGGCAGAACCCUCUAUACCCACACUUACACAUGGCACAGAUUUAUCCACAGACUCCUUUGGAUGAGCACAUAGUCAUGGAAGGAAGCAAACAUCUCCAAACUGAGCCUGCUCCUGUCAAAAGGGCCAAACUAACAGAUGAUGUCCUGAACAGAGCACUGAUGACUCAUAAAGCCAGUAUGAAGAGGAGGUUUGAGAGCAUAUCUGAAGGCAUCAUAAGAUCAGAGACUCAAACACUCCUGAACAAGAUCUACACAGAGCUCUACAUCACAGAGGGAGAGAGUGAAGGGGUGAAUAAUGAACAUGAAGUUUGGCAGGUAGAGUCAGCAUCCAGAUCACAAACUACAGAAGACACAGCAAUCAACUGUAAUGACAUCUUCAAGCCCUUACCUGGACAGCAGAGACCCAUCAGAACUGUCAUGACCAAGGGCAUUGCUGGCAUUGGAAAAACUGUCUCGGUGCAGAAGUUCAUCCUUGACUGGGCAGAGGAGAAAGCUAACCAGGAUGUAGAUUUCAUGUUUAUACUUCCGUUCCGUGAGCUAAAUUUGGUCAAACAUGAUCAGUACAGUCUUCACAGGCUCCUGCUGGACUUCUACCCUGAGCUUAGGGAGCUACAGGAUGGUGAAUACAAAGACCGCCAUAUUGUGUUAAUCUUUGAUGGUCUGGAUGAGAGUCGACUUCCGCUGAAUUUCCAAGAGAACCAGAAGUUGUCUGAUGUGACACAAACAUCAUCAGUGGAUGUGUUGAUGACGAGCCUCAUUCAGGGAACUCUGCUUCCCUCUUCUCUCAUCUGGAUAACCUCCCGACCAGCAGCAGCCAGUCAGAUCCCUUCUCAGUGCAUCAAUCAGGUGACAGAAGUACGAGGGUUCAAUGAUCCACAGAAGGAAGAGUACUUUAGGAAGAGGAUCAGUGACCAGAAUCAAGCCACCAGAAUCAUCUCACACAUUAAGGCAUCCAGGAGCCUCCAUAUCAUGUGCCACAUGCCAGUCUUCUGUUGGAUCUCAGCCACUGUCCUUCAGCAGAUACUGGAAGAGGAUGAUGGGAAGAAAGCCCCCAAAACUCUGACUGAGAUGUUCAUACACUUCCUGCUCAUCCAGACCACCAGGAAGAACCAGAAGUAUCAAGAGGACAAUGAUCGAGAUAGACAGAGGCUUGUGGAAUCACAUAAAGAUGUCAUACUGAAACUGGCAGAGCUGGCCUUCAAGCAUCUGGAGAAUGGCAAUCUCAUGUUCUAUGAGGAUGACCUUACAGAGUGUGGCAUUGAUGUGAGUGAUGCCUCAGUGUACUCUGGCAUGUGCACUGAGAUCUUCCGGGAGGAAUGUGUGUUUCACCACAAGAAGGUCUACUGCUUUGUGCAUCUGAGCAUCCAGGAGUUUCUGGCAGCCAUGUUUGUGUUUCACUCCUACAUGUCAGAACAUUUUGAGAUACUGAAAUCAUUCUUCAGUAAAAAACACAAAGACCUGCAAGCCCCCCUUCCCUUGCAUGUUCUGUUGAAGGGAGCAAUGGAGAAAGCUUUGGACAGCAAAAAUGGACACCUGGACCUUUUCCUCCGCUUCCUUGUAGGCGUCUCAUUGGAGAGCAAUCAGGCCCUUUUACAAGGUCUGCUGUCAAACACACACAGCAGCUCAGAGAGCAUCAAGAAAACCUGUCGGUACAUCAAGUAUCUCAAGAGAAAGGAUCUGUCUCCUGAAAGAUGCAUCAAUCUUUUCCAUUGCUUAUUUGAAAUGAAUGAUCAUUCCCAACAUAAAAUUGUUCAGACAUAUCUGAAAUCUUCAGGUGGCUUCUCAGAUAGAUUGACACCUGCCCAAUGUUCAGCACUGGCCCACAUGCUUCUGAUGUCUGAGGAGGUGCUGGAUGAGUUUGACUUGACGAAAUACAACACAUCAGAGGAGGGACGGAGGAGACUAAUACCAGCUGUGAGAUGCUGCAGAAAGGGCCGACUUGCUGGCUGCAAACUAACAGAGAAGUCCUGUGAGAUUGUGGCCUCAGCUCUGCAGUCUGCAAACUCCCUCUUAAGACAGCUGGACCUCAGUCAGAAUGACCUGCAGCAGUCAUUGGAGAUGCUGCUCCCUGCUCUUCAGAGUCCAAACUGCAAACUGGAGACACUGAGACUUGUUGGCUGCAAACUAACAGAGAAGUCCUGUGAGAUUGUGGCCUCAGCUCUGCAGUCUGCAAACUCACCCUUACGAGAGCUGGACCUCAGUCAGAAUGACCUGCAGACGUCAUUGGAAAAGCUGUCCUCUGCUCUACAGAGUCCAAACUGCAAACUGGAGACACUGAGACUUGCUGGCUGCAAACUAACAGAGAAGUCCUGUGAGAUUGUGGCCUCAGCUCUGCAGUCUGCAAACUCCCUCUUAAGACAGCUGGACCUCAGUCAGAAUGACCUGCAGCAGUCAUUGGAGAUGCUGCUCCCUGCUCUUCAGAGUCCAAACUGCAAACUGGAGACACUGAGACUUGUUGGCUGCAAACUAACAGAGAAGUCCUGUGAGAUUGUGGCCUCAGCUCUGCAGUCUGCAAACUCACCCUUACGAGAGCUGGACCUCAGUCAGAAUGACCUGCAGCAGUCAUUGGAAAUGCUGCUCCCUGCUCUUCAGAGUCCAAACUGCAAACUGGAGACACUGAGACUUGCUGGCUGCAAACUAACAGAGAAGUCCUGUGAGAUUGUGGCCUCAGCUCUGCAGUCUGCAAACUCACCCUUACGAGAGCUGGACCUCAGUCAGAAUGACCUGCAGACGUCAUUGGAAAAGCUGUCCUCUGCUCUACAGAGUCCAAACUGCAAACUGGAGACACUGAGUUGA
Molecule: messenger RNA, 4563 nt
Organism: Clupea harengus (Atlantic herring)
Lineage: Eukaryota; Metazoa; Chordata; Actinopteri; Clupeiformes; Clupeidae
Product: NACHT, LRR and PYD domains-containing protein 12-like
Exons: 17
Coding region: 655-4563 (1302 amino acids)
Molecular function (GO): protein binding
Source: RefSeq, a predicted model, not a curated record